Messenger RNA from Oryza brachyantha (malo sina), 2172 nucleotides. RefSeq names its product phospholipase A1-Ibeta2, chloroplastic-like. Lineage: Eukaryota; Viridiplantae; Streptophyta; Magnoliopsida; Poales; Poaceae. Gene Ontology annotation, molecular function: glycerophospholipase activity. Gene Ontology annotation, biological process: lipid metabolic process. The record is from RefSeq and is a predicted model, not a curated record. The transcript has a single exon. The annotation marks the transcript as partial.
CCACGCCGCGCCGCCUAUAAGCCGGACACCCGCGAGCGCACUCUCGCCACUCGCGAGCAUUCUAGUGCCGUCCUGACACUGCCCUGCCGGUGCGCUGCUCGCGUGUCUGCGUCGCGCGCGCUCCCGGCCAUGUCCGCCACGGUCACCGCGACGCCGCGCCACACCCGGCCUUCGCCGCUCAACCCCAACGCGAGGGCCGCGGCGGCGCCGAGCGCCGUCUCCACCAGGACGCACCUCGCCAACCUGGACCGCCUCCUCGUCCGGCCGCCGCCGCUCCCUCUCCCACUGCAGCGCGAGCGGCUACCGGGUGACGACAUCCACGACGACGGCGCCGCCACCCCGGAUGACCGGAGCGCCCGGGGCGGGCUGCUCAACGCGCUCAACCUGUCCACGUUCCUGCCCUUCACCCGCAAGCCGGCCGUCGACGAGAUGUCCCCGCGCAGCCUCGCGCACCUGCAGCGCCUCCUCACGCUCUCGCCGCGGCCGUCGCCGAAGGGCUCCAUCGCCGACGAGUGGCGGAGGUACCACGGCGAGGGCGGUUGGGACGGGCUGCUCGACCCGCUCGACCAGAACCUCCGCCGCGAGGUCCUCCGCUACGGCGACUUCGUGCAGGCCGCGUACACCGCGUUCCACUCCAUGCCGUCGUCUUCGUCGGCGUCGCAGUGCAGCCAGCACCGGACGCUCGUGCUCCCCGACCGGUCGUACCGGCCGACGCGCAGCCUGUUCGCCACGUCGUCACUGUCCAUCCCGCCGUGGGCGCAGCGGCGGUCGGCGCCCAGGUGGCUCACGCAGCGCUCCAGCUUCGUCGGCUACGUCGCCGUCUGCGACAACGAGCGCGAGGUGCAGCGCAUGGGCCGCCGGGACAUCGCCAUCGUGCUGCGCGGCACGGCGACGUGCCCCGAGUGGGCCGAGAACCUCCGCGCCGGACUCGUGCCGGUGGACGACGGCGAUGGCAGGUCGCCACAGAACGUGCCGAAGGUGGCGAAGGGGUUCUUGAGCCUGUACAAGACGGCAGGCGACCACGUGCCCAGCCUCUCGGACGCCAUAGUCGACGAGGUGAGGCGUCUCUUGGAGGUAUACAAGGGGGAGGAGAUCAGCAUCACGGUGGUGGGUCACAGCCUCGGAGCGUCGCUGGCCGUCCUCGCCGCCGACGAGCUCAGCGCUUGCCUGGCCGCGGACGCGGACGCGGACAGCGACGAGACGGAUCAUCGUCGGCGGCCACCGCCUAUCGCCGUGGUGUCCUUCGGCGGCCCGAAGACCGGCAACCGCGCGUUCGCGGACCGGCUGCAGCACGAGCGCGGCGUCAACGUGCUCCGCGUUGUGAACGCCGGCGACGUGGUGACGCGCGUGCCGGGCGCGCCGCCGGCGAUCGCGCGGGAGGGGCACGUGCACGCGGGCGCGGAGCUGAGGCUGGACAGCCGGGACUCCCCGUGCCUGCGCCCCGACGCCGGGCCGGCGUGCUGCCACGACCUGGAGGCGUACCUCCACCUGCUCGACGGCUUCGCCGGCUCCGGCCGGCCGUUCCGCGCCGACGCGAGCCGCAGCGUGGCGCGUCUGCUGACCUACCAGCGCCCCAACGUGAAGCGCGCCUACGUGGAGCGCGCCAGGGUCCUCGGGUUCGAGCCGGCCACGCCGCGAACCGCCACUGCCAACGUCGCCGGCGGCGGAGCGGAGGGGCAGUACGGCUACUUGGCUAGCCCCACGUGACCAAACAUACGUUGGUCGCACCGUACUACUGUAGCAUGCAUGCAUUGUCGUGUACUAGUACAUAACUUUUGGUAUUUAAUAACUCGUAAUUCAGAUGUAUCCGCACGUGUUUAUUGAUGAGCUACAGUAUCUCAUCGGAUCAGGCUACUGCGAGAUAUAUCGUAAAAAUACUUUAGGCAAUAAAAAUAACACUAAAAAUUAAAGCAAGAUUAGUAUUCUGAUACUGAUAAUACCAACGCACUAAUUUGUGCAUCCAACUUUACUUUUUUUAAAAAAAAAUUGGGAGAAAUAUUAUGUUGCUGUUUGGUGCCUUCGCAUCGUGCAGAAGAUGGCUUUUGUAAUUCAUGGUCGAGUCAACGAGGAACUUGUUGUUCCUGAAAAAGAAAAACGGAGGAACUUGUUAAUGUAGUCGUGAUAUGGAUCUAUGAUGCAUAUAGUUUUGGUGUGCAUUACUUGUAGCAAAUU